AGCCUUCCCUCCUUGGGGCGGAGCAUCGCUCAUACCACGCCCCCAUGCCUCCCGCCUCCUGGAUGUUCCCGGAAGCUGACCGGCUUACCCUGGCCGAGUUGAUUGGUUGCAAUUUUGGACACCGCGCCGCGGGGGUUUUGUGUUGUUUUGAGUUCUCAGAGAAGACGAUGGCUGGGCAGGGUCGUCUGCGCGAGCUCCUGGGCCCUCUGCACCCGUACAAGAGCGACGACGAGGAGGAGGACUGUGCGCAGGAGGAGGAGGGGGAGCAGGACUCGGAGUUUGUGGAUGCCGAGGAGCUCUGCAGCGGGGGCAUCAAGGCGGGCAGCCUCCCUGGGCGCACGCGAGUGUCUAUUCCUGAUGAAAAUACUAAAGAGAAAUGUAGCGUGUAUGGACGGUUCCCGCUCCAAGGUCCGUGGUGGCGCGUAAAGGUCCGGGUGGUGAAACCCGGGCGAUCUAGGAGCUAUCAAGUUCAAGGCUUUCCGGCAUACUUUCUACAGGCUGAUAUGUCGCCACCAUAUCAAGAACAAAUCUGCUCACUUUUUCUUAAAGAAUGCGACUUAGCCCCUGAGCGCAUACAGGAAUUUUUAAAAUGGGUAAAAAAAGUGUCAAGCUUUGAAAAUCUACACUUUGAAAACCUUCAGGAAACAUUACGGAAUUUCUACGGAGAAACCGAAAAGAAAGAUAAAAAGUCGUCUACACAAAAGGAGCAGGGUGAGGAGAAGAGAGUGGAAAAAUCAUUCCCGUUUAUAAGUGCAAUGGUAGCUCUGCAGUUCCCCAAAGUCAUGGAAUUCCUUCCGUCGCUUUUUCCUCGACACUUCAAAAGGCUCCUCAGCUCGAGUCCUGAUUGGGUGCUGGGAAGCAUAGAGGAGAUUCUGGGUACACAGCCGUGGAAGCUGGGCUUCAGGAGGAUAACCUACAGAGAGCUGAAACUAGUGCGCUGUGAGGCCAGCUGGACAGCGUUCAGUCAGUGCCCCUCUCUGCUCCAACUGAUGACGCCCCUGCAGAAGAAUGCAUUGGUCAUAUAUUCUAAGCUGAGGCAGACAUGCAGAGAAGAUGGACAUACGUACAUUGAAGUAAAAGACUUGACCUCGGGCUUGUCGGAGUAUAUGUCAUUCGAGGAAGCAUGCCAGUCUCUGGCGUUUCUGAAGGGCAUUGACGUGGUCAUUUAUGAGAAGGACUGUGUCUUUCUUUCUGAACUGUACGAGGCCGAGCAAGACAUCGCCUCCUCCAUCUGUGAGCUGAUGAACAGACCCCCGUGGCAUUUAAAAGUGGACGUGAAGAACGUCCUGGCGUCAAUUAGAGGUGCAAAGUGCGUCGAUCCAGGAAGUGCUGAGGCAGUGGAAGGGAGCAAGCCAGAUGAGGUGGGAUCAGAGCAGGGUGACAGUGUUUUAGACGCACAAGACGGCGGUGACCAUGUUAGAAGCAAUGGCGAACACGUCUCGAAUGCAGAAAUAAACGAAGUCCCACUGUAUCGAGAUCAGGUGGUCGCCCUGGAAACGAUCUGCGCCAACGCGGUGACUGUCCUCAGUGGGAAAGGCGGCUGUGGGAAGACCACCAUUGUUAGCCGUCUUUUUAAGCACGUGGAGCAUCUGGAAGAAACGGAAGUGCAGCAAGCCUGCGAGGAUUUUGAACAAGACCAGGAAGCCUCAGAAGAGUGGCUCGCCUGCCCUAAGCAGAGUCCAGCCGGGGUGGACAAGGCUGUAGAAGUCUUGCUCACUGCACCUACAGGGAAGGCAGCUGGCUUAUUGAGGCAGAAGACCGAUCUUCCUGCUUACACGCUAUGCCAGGUCAAUUACAGUUUCUAUAUGUGGAAAAUGAAAAAUGAGGUGGACAAGCCGUGGAAAUUCUCUACGGUUCGAGUUCUGGUUGUGGAUGAAGGAAGUUUGGUGUCUGUCGGGAUCUUCAAGUCCGUGUUAAAGUUGCUGUGUGAACACCACUCCAAACUGUCGAAGCUUAUCAUCCUUGGUGAUGUUAGACAGUUGCCCAGUAUUGAACCUGGUAACAUGCUGCAGGAUGUCUUUGAGACUCUUAAGUCAAGACAGUGUGCCAUUGAACUGAAGACGAACCACAGGACAGAGUCUCAGCUGAUUGUGGACAACGCUACAAGAAUCUCCAGACGUCAGUUUCCAGAAUUUGAUGCUGAACUAAAUAUCUCCGAUAAUCCUACGUUACCCCUCUCCAUUCAAGAUAAGACAUUUAUUUUUGUGAAACUCCCUGAAGAAGACAGCAGAUCUCAGUCGUCUAAAGGUGAACACCGAUCUAAUUUAUAUACUGCAGUUAAAACUUUGCUUCAAGGAAAGGACUUCUACUCUUUUGAAAGUUCAAAAACAUCGCAAUUUAUUGCAUUUAGAAGGCAAGACUGUGACCUCAUCAAUGACUGCUGCUGCAAGCACUACACAGACCACCUCAUCAAAGACCAUGAGAAGAAACUCGUCUUUGCCGUCGAUGAUAAGAUCUGCUGUACCCGGAAUGCGUACCUCUCAGAUUUACUCCCCGACAAAGACCAGGAAGCCGAGGGGAAAGGCUAUGGAGAUGCCCCUGACGACGAUGCUAAAAUCAAUCAGAAUUUCGAAAGCAGCAUCCGGCUGUGCAACGGGGAAAUAUUUUUCAUAACACGGGAUGUGACCGAUGUAACUUCCAAAAGAAAAAGACUUCUGACCAUUAAUAACGAGGCUGGCUUGGAAGUGACUGUGGACUUUCACAAACUAAUGGCAAACUGUCAGAUCAAGCACGCCUGGGCAAGGACCAUUCAUACGUUUCAGGUUGAAGAACCAUCCCCACAAGUGUCUUCUAUAAUGCGGAAUCUGAGGUUGAAUACCCUAACUCCCAGACAGCUUUUUAAACCCACCAAAAAUCAAGAAACAGGUAAGCCAGGUGUGGUGGAUCACGCCCACGAGCCCAGCAAUCAGGAGACAGAAAUGUGAGAAUCCUGUGUUCAUGGCCAGCCUGGACAACAUCACAAGACCCUGCUCAGCCCAUACCACCACCACCACCAAAAACCUCAAAGCAGAGAAAAAAAGCUUACUUCAUAUUGAUCAAGCUUACUUCAUAUUGAUCAAGACAUUUUUUUUUUCCUCCCAACUCAAGAUAAACAUUUUAGCUCCAAAGUUUCAAACUCUGAGAAGACAGCUGUCACCGGGCUUUAUGGUCUGGGGCAUUUGUACUUUUGGGCACAUGGCCCAAAAUAAAAUUUUUAUAUUUUUAAAUCUGAGUUUUAAAAAGGAGGUAUUCUAAAAUCACCCAAACCAAGAAAACCAUGAUGAUUUCAGCCUCUGUCCUUGUGAGAACAGUUAGCAGGGGACACGGUUAGGGGAAAAGAUGCCUUAUGCUUAAAACACUCCCGUUUUAGGGGCUGCUGGACGUUUUGUGAUAGUGCCAUGUGAUCAUUGCAGACCCCCUUUGCCAGCACACUGAACAGCAAAAGGUGGACUGAUUGUAGCUGUUGAUUGUAACACAGUCAAGGAUGCUGUUUGCCACAACAUCCUUGCUGUGAUGCUGUGGCCGUCACUCCAUCCCUGCGCCUGGGGCUCGCCAUACUUGGGGCUUGGAUAUGCCUUUCUGAGCUGGGAGUAAGUUUUGCAUAUAUCCCUUUGUAGGGAGACUUUCUCUUAAAGCAGAUUGGUUUUAAAAUAUUUAUUACCUAGUGGUACUGUGGCUUGAACGUGUCCCCCAAACCUGUGUGGGUUUUUACUGUGGGUGUAGAUGCCUGGUAAAAGUAGCUUUUGGCCGUCUUGAGUUCUCUUGGGCAUUUUGUAGCUGUGGGGGUGCGGACACCUGGCGCUAGGUGUACCUUGUCUUUCCGUUCCUCUUAUUACAGUUCUCAGUAGGUUGCUUAUCAAUUACCUCUCUUCAAUAGCUCAGGCCAUGAAAGCUUCCAGCGAGUGUCACACAUGCCUGUGUUUUUAUAUACUCUGUUGCUUAUCUCUUGGACUGGCAGAGUAGUAGAGACAGUUUUUCCAUCUUUCUCCCUUCUUUUUUGUGCUGGGACUGAAGCCAAGGUCUCAUUCCUUCUAAGACAGCAUUUUACUGUUGAAUUUCAUUCCUGGUCCUAAACAUAACUUAUAUGUAUCGGGAAGUAAACAAACAAAACUAGUCAUGUGACUCAGCUGAUUGUAAUGCUUUUUUUAUUGCGGGUGCCCAGGGACUGAUCUGCAGUAUUUCUGAGAUAUGCCUUUGCGAGAAA
This is a messenger RNA of Mus pahari (shrew mouse), 4183 nucleotides long. RefSeq names its product DNA helicase B (gene Helb). The record is from RefSeq and is a predicted model, not a curated record. The transcript is spliced from 12 exons. Lineage: Eukaryota; Metazoa; Chordata; Mammalia; Rodentia; Muridae. Bases 45 to 2924 code for a protein of 959 amino acids.